This is a messenger RNA of Aplysia californica (California sea hare), 2401 nucleotides long. RefSeq lists its product as uncharacterized. Bases 940 to 2349 code for a protein of 469 amino acids. The record is from RefSeq and is a predicted model, not a curated record. Lineage: Eukaryota; Metazoa; Mollusca; Gastropoda; Aplysiida; Aplysiidae. The transcript has 7 exons.
ACACACACACAGCACGCACGUACGUCACACGCCGCAGUCUCAUCUUCAUUCCCAUCGAAACGUGUGUGCGUGUGCGCCCGCGUGUAGUGUAUGUUGUGGGAACAACACGACUCGUGCGAAAUACUAAACACGCGUUCGUUCACGUCUUGCUCCUUGAGCACGGUGCUGUUAUGGUUUGUGGAACCAACGGUCUCUUGACCUAGAGAACGUGCCGGGGGAAAAGAUAACCAUGUGAAUAUCAUUAUAAUAUAUUUCUCACUUGGAUUGUGUUAUAGUAUGCUUUGCAGCCCCCGUAUUAUUCUACUGUGGAGUAUAAAGACUUUUCACAUCGUGUGUUAUCUAAUUUUUCUGCCUGGGAUUAUAAAGGCUUUGCACAUUGUGUCAUCAUUUCUAUAUGGAUUAAAAGCAGACAUAGCACACAGUAAAAUUUGUCUGGGUUGGAACAAAAACGCCCUGCAAACCAUCAAUAUAAUUUUUCACACUUGGAUUACGAAGGCAUUGCGCAGCGUAAAAAUUGGAUUACAAAUUAGCACGUCUGCGAUUAAUACGCAUUCUUGACGGAGUCAGGUUUCAUCAGUGCAGUAAAAAAUGAAAGGAACCUGAAAGUGUUGGGGAGUGAGCGCCCGCUCAAUACACGUGUGAGUGUUACUUGUCGGGAAUUCCGCGGAUGACAAGGAAAAUGACGCUUCAACAAAAGGUACUCACGGCUCUAGACAGGUGGUGAGGGGAGUGGCCUGAAGAAAGAAACACUCUUUAAAAAAACAAACAUUUUACGUCAAACCUGAACCAUAGACCUGGGGUGGAAGUGCUAGAGUGUCUUAGUUUCAGUUUCAGCAACCCUCCAAAAAAACUCGCGGUCCCCGCGUCAGCAACGAGAGGAAUCAGAAUCUGAUUUUCAGUUUCAAGGAAAUUCGGCCCGCAGAAGGAAGUGACGCAAUCAUGGGCAGGAGGAAAGUCAUCAGAUCCACUUUGGAAGUGGCACUGGAGGAGGAACCGAAAAAGAUGUGUAGCUCUGGCAGCCUCUGCAAAAACUUUGUCUAUUUCAUCCUGGUGGUGACGGACAUUGCCGACUUUAUCAGCGAUUGGCUCUUCUUUGUGGAUGUUUACAUUGUGGAGGAGGGCCUGGUCUACGGACCCGUCCAGCCCGCUGCUAAAUGGAGUCUGCUCGCCUUCUCCAUUGUGGGGACUAUCACUUUUAUCAUGGAGAUGACCAACCUGUGGUGGGAGACAUUCCGCCACAACGCCUGGGUGGACUCGGACGCCCUGUCUGCCGUGGUCAUCUGGAUAGAGGACGUGCCGCAGAUCGCGAUCAGUUUAUACAUCGCGACAUGCCGCGAGGAGCCCAUCAGCAUCUUCCAGCUAAGUAAAGCUGCUGUCGUGCUCAUCGGCAUCGUUGUGCGCAUCAUAGUGAGCUCGGUCAAGUACUGCAACAAGAAGGCAGUCCGGUCCCACCACCACGUCAAGUACAAGGUGGUCAUCAUGCUGGGGAUCAUUCUGGAGGCCUUCUGUGCUGGGGCGAUCUUCUUCCUCACACAGACAGAGAAAGGGGAGACCGGCACCGUUUCUUUUAAGGUUCCAACAACCAUCAUUGAGGAGAAGUUCAAUGACCAGCGCUAUUUCGCCAACGUCAGCAUAUUCCUGCACCAAGCUGACCUCUUCGACGCUGGCAACCUUGACCCGGACAAAACUGACGAAAUCUUCAACUGGAUGCGCCUCACCUCCAUCAACAAAGUCCGCCAGCCCGAAAACAACAGGGAAGCUUUCUUCAGCUUCGACUCCGAACCUCGCUCGGCGCAAGUGACGAAAUUUGCCGUCUGGGAGUGGGGGAACACGAUGGGUGGACACAGUAAUCAGUGGACACUCUCGGAGUGCUACGACAUCGACCAACAAACGGCGGACAUUACCACAGUUGCCAAGACGACUUGCGAGCAGCCGAACUACUUCAUCAACCCAUACAGGGUGUAUGUCAAGUUCAAAUACGACCCACCGGGCUCUGUCUUCAAAAAGAAAGUUUUCGGAGACAUCUACUUCAAUAUGCGGCAGCAGACAGGGGCGAGCGGAGCCUGCGAGCAAGUGAGAGACUACACCUCGUCUAUUUCAGCCAGCGUCGGCGGGAAAUAUCCGAUCACAAUGCACUACUUCCGCACCGGUGCCCUUGUCCAGGCACAGGGGACCAAGCAUCUGUUGCAUGGCGACGGCACGAUGGCACCCAAGUUUUUCCGAAACGACGACAUGGAUUUAGAGGAGAUUCGUUCUAUAUGGAGAACUGGCUGGAACAAAUGCAAGAGUACCGGAAGUGUGGCGCCCAACUGGGAUGAGGAACUGGAGGUGGAGUGCAACAGACCUUGAGAGAGAGAGAGAGAGAGAGAGAGAGAGAGAGAGAGAGAGAGAGAGAGAGAGA